AAAAGAAAAAAAAUCUUUUUAGCAACACUCGGAAAAAAAAAGGUAGAACCGUUUCAGAAUCAAUGGCUGCCCCGCUACUCCUCAGAGCUCUGCCUCUCCUCCGCCUCCGUCUAGUCCAACACCACAGCCAUCUCCGUCUCUACAAUGGUUCAACAGAUCGCCGGCCUUUCUGCAGCGCCGCCGCGGAUUCAUCAGUGGCCGACGGCGAAAGCCCGCCGUCACUCAGUCAAAUAUUUUCCCCCAAAACCGGUAAAGACCUCCGGCAGUAUCCGAGAUGGGACGACCCGGAUUACCGGAAAUGGCAAGACAAAGAAUCCAAAAUACUCGAAGAUAUUGAACCUAUUAUUUGCCUCACCAAAGAUAUACUCCACUCUGAUAGAUAUCUGGAUGGAGAACGUCUUACACCAGAAGACGAGAAAGCCGUGGUAGAUAAGCUUCUUGCACAUCAUCCUCAUUCCCAAGACAAGAUCGGUUGCGGUCUUGAUUCCAUUAUGGUCGAUCGUCAUCCACAAUUCAGACAUUCGAGGUGCCUAUUUGUCGUUAGAACCGAUGGCGGAUGGAUAGACUUCUCUUACCAAAAGUGCCUAAGAGCAUACAUACGAAGUAAAUACCCUCCUUACGCAGAAAAAUUCAUUCGAGAGCAUUUUAAACGUGGAAGUGGCUGAAUUUUUUCUUGGAGAUGUUUUUUUUUUUUUUCUUUUUUUUUUUUUUUCUCUUGAUGUUGAUAUCGAAGCAAGGCUAUAUGAUUAGUCACGGACAGCUAAUAUUUUACGAGUGACGAUUAUUUUGUUUUUGUUUUUGUGUUAGAAUUGGCGUUAGUAGAUUCAGCAUCGAAUGGUGACACCGUUUUUUUUUUUUUUUCUUUUUUUUUUUAAAUGUGGUAGAUAGAAAGUGGACCGGGUUUGCAUGUUUGUUUAUAUUGUGAGACAUGAGAAUGAUUGGAGUGCUAAUUUAUUUUCUUGCUUGGCCCCCCCU
Erythranthe guttata (spotted monkey flower) is the source of this 975-nucleotide messenger RNA. RefSeq names its product DCL-like protein. Gene Ontology annotation, cellular component: chloroplast. The record is from RefSeq and is a predicted model, not a curated record. Lineage: Eukaryota; Viridiplantae; Streptophyta; Magnoliopsida; Lamiales; Phrymaceae. Gene Ontology annotation, biological process: chloroplast rRNA processing; chloroplast organization.